Entrophospora candida is the source of this 1713-nucleotide messenger RNA. The record is from the annotation of a GenBank genome assembly. NCBI's taxonomy places the organism in Eukaryota, Fungi, Glomeromycota, Glomeromycetes, Entrophosporales, Entrophosporaceae.
AUGGCAGGAUUAGCACAGAAACUAAAUGAAGAAAGAAAUGAACUAAAACUCAUUACAGAAUUUAAUGAAAUAAAAAUUAAAAAUAUAGGAUCAAUACCAGAAUAUGAUGGAAAUAGAGACAAAACAGACCAAUGGAUAAGACAAGUGGAACAAUGGUUAACAGGAUAUGGAUUACCAAAAGGAAAUGAACCUAUGCAAAUGGCAGACGGAACGGUAGUGCAAAAUCCAUUAGCAGGAAUAAAUAACGAAGCGGAACCAGGAAUACAAUGGAAAGCAAUCAAACUAAAAAGAAAUUCAGCAAAUGAUGUAGAUAUAAGUAACUUUGCAGUAAAUCCAGAAAGAGAUGGAAGUGAACUUAUUUUAGCAACAGUAGGAGGAAGUCCCCCAAAUUUGACAAGACAAGCAGGGAGAGUUGGAAGAUUGAAUACAACAUUUGAUGGACCAGCAAAUGAUUGUUUAAGAACAAAAAGGAUAAUAGAAAUUAUAGCAACAAGAUUUUCAGGAGAAGUGAAAAUAGCUUGGGAAAACACUCAAGGAGAUACAAGGCCUAGAACAUGGGAAGAUCAUAGAUUUAUUGGAGAAGCAGGAUUAAUACCAGCAGCGAUAGGAUUAAAAUCGUGGAUAACUAAUAAUUUCUUAAGCAUAGUAAAUCCAGAAUUAAAUUACGCUAAAUUCAUGAACAUAAAAAUGACAUCAGAAUUUGAAACAAUACAAGAAUAUAAUGUAUACUUCAAUAAUCUACAACGAUUAGCAAAACAAGAAAAUAUGGAAAGGAGAAAUUUAAUUGGACAUUACCUAAGAUCAUUACCAUCAUGGGUAGAAACCAAAUGUAGAAAUUGGUUAGCUACAGAAGAAGCACAAGGAAAAUUCCCAGAAUUAAGAGGAAAUAUAGGAUCAAUUCAAUCAUUUUGCAUUGUAAUUUAUUCACAAAUAGAAAGACGGAAUGGAGAAUUAGGAAUGAGGCUUAAUCAAAAAAGAAAUUAUGGAAGAAAAAUUCAAGAAUUAAAUGAAGAAAAUGACAAUUACAAUGAAGAAAUCGAAGAAUUACAAGAAAAAAUAGAAGCAUUAAGAAUGAGAGCAACAAUAUUUAAAAACCCAAAAUCUAACAGAGAUACAAUGUCAGGAGAAAUUAUUGAUGGAAAGACGGAAACAUUUUCAUGGCAAAAUAAAGAAUCAAAAAGAUCAAGAGGAUCAUUCAGAGGGAAAUCAAAAGGAAACCUAGAAGAACUAGAAGAAGAAGAAAAUUAUGAAAAUGAACGAAUUGAAAUGAUGGAAGAAGAAGAAUCGGAAGAUGAACAGACAAAAAUAGUAGAAAUUCUAGGAGACGAAGAAAUAGAAAUUCCAAGAAAAAUCCAAUCCUCAAAAGAAAAAGGAAGGAAAUAUGAAGAAAAAGUUAUUACAGAACUAAGAAGCAAAGGAAUACAAGUAAUUGCAACAAAAGAAAGCGUAGAAGGAAUAAAUAUUGGAGAUAGAGGAAUAGAUUUUAUGAUCCAAUCACCAAAAGGAUUAGUAUUCGGACAAAUUAAAGACUGGAAUAGGAAAGUAGGAGCAGACAAAGUAAAAGAAUUAAUAGUGACAGUGUCAAAAACAAAAGGAAGUAAAGGAAUACUUAUAUCAAAAUCAGGAUUUACAAAACCAGCGUACGAAGAAAUUGAAGAAAGAAAAGACAUAGUAUUAUCAAAUGGAGCAGAUAUAGAAGAAAAAAUUCAGGAA